CCGAGCGUCGAACCUUUUCAUGUCAUUGUUGUCAUCGUGCGUCGAAUUUACAAACAAACGAGCCAGAAAGCAAAAUAAUCAACAAUAAAAAAAUAGCAAAAAGCGAUAAACGAGCGAAAAAAGAAGCAAACGAAUCUUCUCCCGUUGACUUUACGCGAUAAUUGACAUGUGGACGAGUGUCGACGUACACACUCGAGAAUAGUUUACGAUAAUAUAGUAAUAAUCGCGAGCGAGAGUGGUGUGUCACAAAUACAAGAGGAAAAAGAAAUAAAAAAAAGAGCGUGUGAUGCAUUGCCUCGAAAGGAGGCGUCUGCUGCUGGCGCCGCUGACGACAAAGCGGCUGCUGCUCGGCUGUUAGUUAUUACAAAGUGCGUGGUUUUGCCACUGUCCUGGCAUAUACGUAUCUUAUACAUAUAUAUGUAUAUCUCUAUAUAAGUGUCAAGUGUGGUUUGGUAUUAGUGUGGCGAGGAAACAAUAACAAAGCGCGCUUGUAUAGUACACCAACACCAACAAAGAGAGAGAGAGAAACAGAGAGAUAAAAAAUGGCGGACCUCGAGGCAGUGCUCGCGGAUGUGAGUUACCUCAUGGCCAUGGAAAAAAGCAAAUGUACGCCGGCAGCGCGAGCUAGCAAGAAAAUCAUACUUCCAGAUCCAAGCGUUCGCAGCGUCAUGCACAAGUAUCUCGAGAAGAAGAACGAGGUGAACUUCGAUAAAAUAUUCAACCAAAUGCUAGGUUACCUGCUAUUCAAAGACUUUUGCGAGAACGCGUCGGAGGAGCCCAUUCCACAGCUGAGGUUUUACGAGCAGAUCAAGGCGUACGAGAAGCUGGAGUGCCCGGAGGAGCGGCGGAAGCUCGCCCGCGAGAUCUACGACAACUACAUUAUGAAGGAGCUGCUGGCGCACACGCACGAAUACUCGCAGCAGGCGGUGGCGCACGUCCAGGAGUUCCUCAUCAAGAACGAGGUGCCCGUCAACCUGUUCGAGCCGUACAUCGAGGAGAUCUUCAAUCACCUGAGGGCGGAGCCCUUCAAGAAGUUCCUCGAGAGCGACAAGUACACGCGCUUCUGCCAGUGGAAGAAUCUCGAGCUCAACAUCCAGCUGACGAUGAACGACUUCAGCGUACACCGGAUAAUCGGCCGCGGCGGCUUCGGCGAGGUGUACGGCUGCCGCAAGGCCGACACCGGCAAGAUGUACGCGAUGAAGUGCCUGGACAAGAAGCGCAUCAAGAUGAAGCAGGGCGAGACCCUGGCGCUCAACGAGAGGAUAAUGCUGUCGCUGGUCAGCACCGGGGUCGACUGCCCGUUCAUCGUGUGCAUGACCUACGCCUUCCACACGCCCGACAAGCUGUGCUUCAUCCUCGACCUGAUGAACGGCGGCGACCUGCACUACCACCUCAGCCAGCACGGUGUGUUCAACGAGCCCGAGAUGAAGUUCUACGCGGCCGAGGUGAUACUCGGCCUCGAGCACAUGCACCGCCGGUUCAUCGUCUAUCGGGACCUCAAGCCGGCGAACAUCCUGCUCGACGAGCACGGCCACGUCAGGAUAUCGGACCUCGGGCUAGCCUGCGACUUCUCCAAGAAGAAGCCGCACGCCAGCGUCGGCACGCACGGCUACAUGGCGCCCGAGGUGCUGUCCAAGGGCACCGCCUACGACUCGAGCGCCGAUUGGUUCUCCUUCGGCUGCAUGCUGUUCAAGCUGCUCAAGGGCCACAGCCCCUUUCGACAGCACAAGACCAAGGACAAGCACGAGAUCGAUCGCAUGACUCUCACCACGAACGUGGAUCUGCCGGAGUCGUUCUCGCGCGAGCUCAAGUCGCUGCUGGAGGGACUGCUGCAGCGCGACGUGAAUCAGAGGCUGGGCUGCCGCGGCUCCGGCGCCGACGAGCUCAAGGAGCACGCGUUCUUCGCCGGCAUCGACUGGCAGCAGGUCUACCUGCAGAAAUACACGCCGCCGCUGAUACCGCCGAGGGGCGAGGUGAACGCGGCCGACGCCUUCGACAUCGGCUCCUUCGACGAGGAGGACACCAAGGGCAUCAAGCUCACCGAGGCCGAUCAGGACCUCUACAAGAACUUCCCGCUGGUCAUCUCCGAGAGAUGGCAGGCCGAGGUCGCGGAGACCGUGUUCGAGACCAUCAACAGCGAGGCUGACAAGCUCGAGAUCAAGAAGAAAGCCAAGAAAUUGAAAUUCGAGGCCGACGAGAAAGGCUCAGACUGUAUACUACACGGCUACAUUAAGAAACUUGGCGGCCCGUUCGCAAGCGCAUGGCAAACUCGAUACGCCAAGCUCUAUCCGAAUCGAUUAGAGCUUCAUCCCGAGUCCACCACCAAGCCCGAGCUUGUCUUCUUCGACCAGGUGGAGGAAGUCAGUGGCGACUUGCAGCACGUUAAGAACGAGCAGUGCAUUAUCAUCCGAACGAGAGAUACCAAAAUUAUAUUAACCAAUCCCGACGAGAUAAGCCUGAAAGAAUGGGCGAUUUCGUUACGUUCGGCGCACAAGUCGUCGAUGGAGAUGCUUGGCAACAUGGCACGCAAAGCUGGCAAAAUCUACGGGACGGUAGGCGAUAGCGUUAUUUCAUCAUCAGCGGCAGCGGCGACGCAGCGCUCGACCAACGGCAACUAGUGGCCAACAACAAUCGACUAGAAAAUUUAAAAUUAAAAAGAAAAAAACAUCGCCUACUCACUGCCCGCGCGCGAGCGAGGAUUCGUUCUCUCUUUCUCUCUCUUUCUUUACACUGAUUUACAUUCUUCUACGAGUACUCCGUUUCUUAUUUUGACUCACUAUGUGCGCUUUUGUGAUUCUAUUAUUUUCUGUUCUAUAUUUUUCUACAAAUGCUUUGCAGUAUUCGAGGACGCAUCGUGCAAUUUUUAUUACAUACUGCGUGUAUAGAGUCUUUUAAAUUUUAUAUAUUCUCGUACGAACGCGAGGAUGGAUUUUUUUAUUUAUGUAAUGUAGUUGCGAGUCAAUUGUUCGUUAAUUUACCUGUAUACACGCGACUGACUCUCGUUUCAUCAAGUACAAAUUUUUCGAUGUUAAAUAAAAAAGCAUGUGUGCGAGCUUCUGAGCUUUUUUCAUUUUUUUUUUAGCUUUCAUCGAAACUGAGUACUCGCACGACGAAGUUUUAUUUCGUUUCUUAUUUGUCAAAACUUACUCUUCAUUUCGUCCUCGGAUGUCCUCUUAAUUAUUACCGAGAUACUUAAGUACUUUUUUAUUGAGCAAACAAAAUAAGUAUGUAUAUUAAUGAAUAAAUAAAUAAAAUAAAACAUUUUUUUAAGUAGGAAGAACCGAGAAAGAAUAAUGUCGCGAAUUCUCAUAGUCAAUGAAGCAAUUAUUGCAAAAAUUUUCAACAACUAUAUACAACUCAUUCAGCAACUGGCAAUGAUUGAUUUUUGGUUACGACGUUCGUCACGACGAAAAACAAAUUUUUAUUAAAGACUCUUGUAUUUGUAUUGUUAUAAAAUUGAAAAAACGAAAUUUUUGUAACGCGACGUUUACUAUGUCUCUCUAUUGCUGAUUUUUGUCUCUCUCUCUCUCUCUCUCUUACUCCCCCCCCCUCUCUCUUUCUGAAAGCAAACUAAAAAAAGUAAGUCAUUUUCUCUUUGUUCGUUCCUCACAUGACACGUGCAAAGAUAUUUAUAUUUAACGUAAUUGUAUAAACUAUCGAAUCCAAACACUAAUGUAUAUGUCUCGCCGAUCGGAUUUUCGCGUGUAUAUACAUACGAUGACUCAAACCCACGGCGAUGAUUAUUUAAGAAAACAAAAUAAGAAACAAAUAUGACACGUCACGCGAGUGACGGGAACUGAACAGAUGUAUGAAGAAUUAUUUAUGGCAAUUGUAUCUUAUUAAGAAAAACAACAUGAUGAACAAACAUAAGCCACAUUAUGUGAGGAAAAAUAUAUUUAAAAAGCACAUGAUUAAACAAAGACAACCGUAGAGGGACAAAUGCGAAUUAUUUGAAGUUAUAUAUAGAUGUUAUAAUUACUAUUAUUAUUAUUAUUAUUAUUAUUAUUAUUAUUAUUAUUAUUAUUAUUAUUAUUAUUAUUAUUAUUAUUAUUAUUAUUAUUAUUAUAUCUAAAAUGCGAUGUACGAAACAGAUGAAAAAAAUAUUAGCUGAGCCCAGGUGGCUUAGUACAAGAAUCAUGUAAAAUUUGCAAGUUGCCGAUCUACGACUGUGGCGCGCUUAUUGUGAAUGUAUGUAUAGUAACUCGUCCUCUCGUUAAUUUUCAAAUUAGCCCUCGUUGAAAUCCUUCUCUCUUUCUCUCACUCUUCGCCGGAGAGGAGUAUGUUUUAGACGCGAUUACGGCUGCCUUUGUCAAAUUACGCGCGCGAAAACGGAUUAUUUUUAAUUUUUUUUCGAAGCGAUACCUUUUCAUUUUUUAUAGAGGCUUGCGAACUGAUAAGUCAAUUUCGUCUCGAGAAAGAGAAAGGGUAAUCAUUAUUUUUCACCGCUGUCGAUCGUUCUAUACAAUUAUAUGAAAUUGUAUGAUAUCAAAGCAAAACAAACAAAAAAGACACUAUUAUGUCGGUUGAGUUCAUCGAUUUUUCUGUAUUCGUAAAGUAUAUGAGAAAAAACACACAUAAAUGAACAAUGAAACAAGUAUAAAUUUUAUAAUUGACCUGCGCGACGAUGUGAAUUGUCAAGGGGUAUUUUGUAAACAAACGCUUUUCCGUUGAUUCCUUCAGUGUUGAACAUUAUUGAAGAUAGAUAUUAUUUACUAUGGUAAAAUACUCUGAAUUGGAACAACUCUGAUAGUCAUAACGGUGUUAAAUUAUUUAGUUGAACAUUUUAUAAAUAAAUUUU
Messenger RNA from Phymastichus coffea, 4798 nucleotides. It is a transcript of the gene Gprk1, whose product is annotated as G protein-coupled receptor kinase 1. The record is from RefSeq and is a predicted model, not a curated record. The coding region runs from base 543 to 2618 and encodes 691 amino acids. Gene Ontology annotation, molecular function: ATP binding; G protein-coupled receptor binding; G protein-coupled receptor kinase activity. NCBI's taxonomy places the organism in Eukaryota, Metazoa, Arthropoda, Insecta, Hymenoptera, Eulophidae. Gene Ontology annotation, biological process: protein phosphorylation; G protein-coupled receptor signaling pathway; regulation of signal transduction. The transcript is spliced from 15 exons.